Molecule: messenger RNA, 1035 nt
Organism: Candida albicans SC5314
Lineage: Eukaryota; Fungi; Ascomycota; Pichiomycetes; Serinales; Debaryomycetaceae
Gene: IFD6
Product: Ifd6p
Exons: 1
Coding region: 1-1035 (344 amino acids)
Source: RefSeq, a predicted model, not a curated record
AUGUCAAUCGAUAAAUCAAAAAUGGUUACCAGAUUGGGAAAAUCUGGUUUGAAAGUCAAUACUGUCGCCAUUGGUACUAUGAGAUUAGGUUCAAAUUGGAUGGGUUAUAAUGGUGACAUUGAUGAAUGUUUAAAAAUUUUGAAAUUUUGCUACGACAAUGGUUUCCGUACUUUUGAUACUGCUGAUGUUUAUUCUAAUGGGAAAUCGGAAGAAUUAUUAGGAUUAUUCAUUAAGAAAUAUAAUAUUCCUCGUGAAAGAAUUGUCAUAUUAACUAAAUGUUAUUUCCCAGUUAAUGAUUCUGAUGAUAAAAAUUGGGAAGAUUUUGAUCCUGUUGAUAGUCUUAAUGGUAAAGGAUUAAGUAGAAAGCAUAUUUUGGCUGCUGUUGAAGAUUCUGUCAAACGUUUAGGGACAUAUAUUGAUGUGUUGCAAAUUCAUCGUUUAGAUCAUGAAGUCACUUAUGAAGAAAUCAUGCACUCGUUAAAUGAUGUUGUUGAAAAAGGGUUGACGAGAUAUAUUGGUGCUUCCUCCAUGAAGGCUUGGGAAUUUGUUGAAUUACAAAAUGUUGCUAAAGCUAAUGGAUGGCAUCAGUUUAUUUCCAUGCAAAGUCAUUACUCCUUAUUGUACCGUGAAGAUGACAGAGAGUUGAAUGAUUAUUGUAAGAAGAAUGGAGUUGGAUUAAUUCCUUGGUCUCCAAAUAGUGGUGGUGUCUUGUGUCGUCCAUUCGAUUCAGAGAAAACUCAAAAAUUCUUUGAAAACAAAGAUUGGGCUAGUGUUUUUGGAUUGGGUGAACCUCGUGAAGCUGAUAAAACUAUUGUUAACAGAGUUGAAGAAUUAAGUGUUAAAUACAAUGCUACCAUGAUGCAAAUCUCUUUAGCUUGGUGUAUUGCUAAAGGUGUGAUUCCAAUUGCUGGUGUCUCUAAAUUUGAACAAGCUGAAGAAUUAGUUGGUAUUUACAAUGUCAACUUGACUGAAGAAGAUAUUAAAUAUCUUGAUGAACCAUAUCACGCCAAAGAUUUAGCAAAAGAAGUUAAUUAA